CUAGGCAAAUGAAUUACUUAAGAGUACUCAAAGUGUUUUUCGAUGCUAUUUAUCCCGAAAAUUUUCCCAAUUUUUAAAUUGGAAAUCGGAGUCUUGCUCUUGUUGAGCUGUGCUCUUUGGUUGAGAGUUGAGACCCAUAGCAACCAAUACAUAGGGCGGCGCAUCUUCAUAGAGCCAUAGAAUCUUGGCAGAACUGGAAAAUGUUAACAAUUUGGGCGUUUCAAAAUUUUGCUGAUUCCAUUUUCGCCUGUAAGUUCGAUUGCUAGUUUCUAAUAUUCUCUCUUUAAUCGAUUCAUUUCUGUAUUGUACCUUCAUUUUUUGCCGUUGAAGAAGAGCUCUAUUAGGGACAAGUAGCCAAAUCGGUGUUAUUUCAUGGCUAGAGCUCCAUCAUCCGUUGUGAUUUUUCUUCGCCAAAGCACGAAUAGCACCCGCCAAAACUCCGGUACCCAGAUCCGAAAAAUUACUGUAGAACCUAAGAAUAAUGAAGUUAAUGGAGAGGGAAGUGACCGAAAUCAGAAUGACGAACUGCCUCAGGGUGUGAACCAGCAUUUUACUGAUAUAGCAAAAGAAGUUGCUAAAAUCAUGAGAACAAAAUCCAAAUGGGAGCAAACUCUUUUGUCAGAUUUUUCUUCUUUCAAUUUCACCAAUCCCCAGUUCUUUUACGAGCUUUUGAAGCACCAAAACAAUGCGUUUCUUUCGGUAAAAUUCUUUCAUUGGCUGCGUUUGCAUUCCGAUUUUGUACCUGACCAAGUUUCCUGCAACUUGCUUUUUGAUUCACUUUUGGAUGCUAAGCAUACCAAUGCUGCAAAAAAUUUCCUUGAAGUUUCAGGUUUUAGUCCCGAGCAGGGUUCUUUAGAGCGCUAUAUUGGUUGUCUUUGUGAAGGUGGGAUGGUUCAGGAUGCAGUUGAUGUCUUUUUAAAGUUUAAAGAUCUUGGAGUAUUCCCUUCAAUAGCAACAUGGAAUUCAGCAUUACUGGGUUGUCUUAAUGCUGGGAGGACAGACCUAGUUUGGAAAUUGUAUCAUCAUAUGAUGGAAUCUGGAAGGGUUAUGGCAGAUAUUGAUGUUAAGACUGUCGAAUAUCUUAUUCGAGCGUUUUGUAUUGACGGUCAAGCUUGGAAGGGUUAUGAGCUUCUCAGACAGAUGUUGGAAAAUGGAUUAGUUCCUAGAAAUAUUGCUUUCAAUGUAUUGAUAUCAGAGUUCUGUAAGCAGAGGAAUUUUGCUAAAAUGUCUGAAGUUCUUCACAUGAUGAUUGCCAAUAAUUGUGCUCCUGAUAUUGAUACGUAUCAGGGAGUCAUCAGUGGUCUUUGGAAGACUAAAAGGUUUCAUGAAGCUUUAAGGGUGUUCAAUGAUCUCAAGGAUAGAGGUUAUGCCCCGGAUAGAGUCAUGUAUAAAACAAUGAUUCAUGGUCUUCGUGAAAUUGGAUUGCUUGAUGAUGCUAGGAAGCUUUGGUUUGAGAUGAUCUCUAAGAAUAUUCUUCCUGAUGAAUACACUAAUAAUACACUCAUCAGUGAUCUUUGGAAGAAUAAAAGGUUUAAUGAAGCUUUAAGGGUUGUCAAUGAUCUCAAGGACAGAGGUUAUGCCCCAGACAGAGUCAUAUAUACAACAAUGAUUCAUGCUCUCUGUGAAAGGGGAUUGCUUGGUGAUGUUAGGAAGCUUUGGUUUGAGAUGAUCUCCAAGGAUAUUCUUCCUGAUGAGGACGAUUACAAUGUGCUGAUCCAUGGGAUUUGUAAGAGUGGAAAUUUUGAAGAGGCUAGGAAACUGUACAAGGAGAUGCAUGAUAGGGGUUAUGGGAAAACCACAGGAAGUUACAACAUGAUGAUUUCCAAUUUUAGCUUAAAUGGAGGGGAAAAUGAGGCUCUUGCCUUGUUUAAAGAAAUGCCACAAAAGGGAAUUGCUCGUAAUGUGAUUUCUUAUGAUAUUUUGAUUAGACAAUUUUGCAAAAAAAGGAAGGUAAUUGCUGCUAAGGAACUAUUAAAGGAGCUACUGGCACAUGGUAUAAAGCCGUCAACUUUAUCUUAUACUCCCCUUAUUGAGAACCUAUGUGAAACAGGAGACAUGAAAGAAGCAAAGGAGUUGUGGAAUGAUAUGAAAAACAGGGGUUUGAAGCCAAUGGCCUCUGACUACAAUCUUUUCAUUACAGCACUGUGUGAACAAGGUUGCAUAAUUGAUGGGAUGGAAUGCUUAAUUACUAUGCUGAAGAAUAGUCUCAGACCACGGAAUAGAACUUUCAAAACAUUAUUUCGUUGUCUUUUACAGGAUGAAAGGUUAGAUGAUUCUUUAUUUCUUUUAGAUCGUAUGUCUGAGAUAGGAUACUCUUUUGGAAUAGGCACAUGGUAUGCUCUGGUUAGUAAACUUAGGCAAAAGAAUAUCCUUUCUUCUGAAACGUGCUUAGACAGGAUUCUGGAAAGCAACUAAUUUUGACAUUUCUACAUUGUUUUUGUAACUCCUGCCAAGAAUUGAUAUGCAAUUCAUCUUCCAAUUGUUUCUUUGAAAUAUUUAAGGAGAAAUCUCCUUUCUGAAGUGAUUACUAACAAUUACAGUAGAUGGAUGGAGUCAGAUACUGGAGUUCCAGUUAUAAAAGCUUCAAUUUGGAAGUUAUUUUCACUAUUUGGUGCUUUGUGACUCAUCAUCUGCGCUAAUUUGAAAUGGAAGAGCAGCCUGUUGUACUAGUUUCUUCUGCUAACUGCUCGAGGUUACUCUGGCAUAGACUAUAGUGGCAUUAAUUAUUGGUUCGCCUUUUGGAAUACUUGUUGCUCCAUUGACCUGGAAGCUGGAAGAAUGUGAUAAACUGCAAGGCCCACCCGCCAAGCAAUGUAAUUUGUUUAAGAUGGAGAGAGAGAGAGAGAAUUGGAAGUGAGCUAUGAUAAUUUACAUUAUUACUAUUCUGGCUCAUGUAUGACUUGGGAAUUUUCAUAAUCUUGUUAAAGGAUUUUGCCUCCGUACAUCCUUAAUUGUUGUCUUAAUUGUCAUCUCAUAUGAAGGACUGUACUGUAGUAUAGUAAGCAGCCAUUGGGCAUUGGCUUACGCUGGUCUAAGAGAGGCUAAGCCAUCAAUCUAUGAGCGUCAUCCACCAUCCUAGCAGGGUCUGUUUAUGUAGGUUCGCUGUAUGUUCUUUCUAUUUGUGGGCUUGACGCUGCAAAUGAACUGUUGCUGUGUAGAGGUUAGUGAAUGAGAUUAAUUUGAUGAAAUUUUUCUUAAUAUACCUUGACAUUAUACUAAUGUCACACUAUUUGAUGUUAA
This is a messenger RNA of Jatropha curcas, 3240 nucleotides long. Its product is annotated as Tetratricopeptide repeat (TPR)-like superfamily protein. Gene Ontology annotation, cellular component: chloroplast. The record is from RefSeq and is a predicted model, not a curated record. Gene Ontology annotation, molecular function: protein binding. Gene Ontology annotation, biological process: mitochondria-nucleus signaling pathway; chloroplast-nucleus signaling pathway. NCBI's taxonomy places the organism in Eukaryota, Viridiplantae, Streptophyta, Magnoliopsida, Malpighiales, Euphorbiaceae.